Anguilla rostrata (American eel) is the source of this 2636-nucleotide messenger RNA. Its product is annotated as max-like protein X. The transcript is spliced from 8 exons. The record is from RefSeq and is a predicted model, not a curated record. Gene Ontology annotation, cellular component: nucleus. Bases 88 to 831 code for a protein of 247 amino acids. Gene Ontology annotation, molecular function: DNA-binding transcription factor activity, RNA polymerase II-specific; protein dimerization activity; RNA polymerase II cis-regulatory region sequence-specific DNA binding. Gene Ontology annotation, biological process: regulation of transcription by RNA polymerase II. NCBI's taxonomy places the organism in Eukaryota, Metazoa, Chordata, Actinopteri, Anguilliformes, Anguillidae.
UGGCGGUAAUGCACGUUCCAUGCAAAUUAACAGCCUCCAGUACACCAUCGAUGAAGAAGAAGAAGAAGAAGAAGUUUGUUUUCCAAGAUGACGGAAACCAACGCAUCGCCAGAAGAUCUUUGGAUCAAACAGGCAGACAGCGCUUUCAGCGACAACGGAUUUGAGCACAGCUUCUUUGCAGAGGACACGAGGAAAGGAAGUGUGGUCUCCAGAGCCAACAGCAUCGGUUCCACCAGUGCCUCAUCGGUGCCGAACACAGACGAUGAAGACAGUGACUACAGACACGAGGGGUCCUACAAGGGGACGUACAAGGACCGCCGCAGGCAGGCGCACACACAGGCUGAGCAGAAACGCCGGGACGCCAUCAAGAAAGGCUAUGACGAUCUCCAGUCAAUAGUGCCCACUUGCCAGCAGCCAUCAGAGUUUGCCAUGGGGACACAGAAGAUCAGUAAGGCGACCGUCCUACAGAAAACAAUUGACUACAUCCAGUUUCUGCAUAAAGAGAAGAAGAAGCAGGAAGAGGAAGUGUCCACACUACGAAAGGAAGUGAUGGCACUGAAGAUCAUGAAAAUGAAUUAUGAGCAAAUUGUGAAAGCGCACCAGGACAAUCCACAAGAGGGUGACAGCCAGGUGUCAGACCAGGUGAAAUUUGGAAUAUUCCAGAACAUCAUGGACUGCCUCUUCCAGUCCUUCAGCGCCUCUGUCUCGGUAACCAGCUUCCAGGAGCUGUCAGCCUGCGUCUUCAGCUGGAUUGAAGAGCACUGCAAGCCCCAGACGCUGCGGGAGUUUGUGGUGGGUGUACUUCAGCAGAUGAACGGCCAGCUUUACUGACACAUGCAGCAGGAUCUGUGGGGCCUUCAGGGAGAACAGCCUGGCCCCGCCUCGAUGUUUCUGCUCCAGCCCACAGCCCACAGACGGUCCCCUGGGGCCCACUGGCUCGCCAUGUGCCCACAGCUCUUACCCGCUUAAAGUCAUUGAUGUUCCAGGUGCAAAAGACCGCUGGUGACAGUCGGGCACCUCUGAAACCUCCAGGACUGCAGUUGCCCAGGCCUGGCCUCUUGAGAAGAGUUCUGCAGCAUGUCCAGCCACUCUGUGGUACUCCAUGUGUUCAGCAGUCAGUGUUCCUGUUUUACCUCUCAUGCUGUUUCCUCAGGCUCAGCUUCCUCAUUUGAUAGACUGCGGGGGAGUCUGGCGGCGUGAUUCUCUGUUCUCCCUUUUCUUUGUUUCUCAAGGGUUUCUAUUGAUCUGCAUACUUUAGAGGGUUAAUUAAGUUUCCCCAUCAUCACUCCCGGUAUUCAGAUAACUAUAAACACACAUAUCUACACAUCUGUGUCAAUAUGCCUGCAUUUGUGAAAUAGGGCCCUGGUCACGAACUACUUGUUUGUAAGAUCAUACAGCACAAUGUACAAAAAUCGUUGGCAUCUGCCACACGCCAACGUGACACCCCUGGGAGGGAGAUGCGGCAGUGCCGGGGAACGCCGUUGGUUGCCGCAUGGAGAGAGAGAGAGAGCGAGAGAGAGAGAGCCCACCUUCCCGGCCAGGUCCAGCUCCUCCAACAUCCCAGUUGAGGAUUCCUUUCUUUUUCCUCGAAUACAAUUCCACAAAUAAAACAAAACUAAAAUCAUAAAUGAAACUCAAAUAAAGAAACACGCUCUCGGUGUGAGCUCCUGGUCUCGGCCCGGAACUGUGGAGAGCAGCACACCUUUAAGCACCUGGGCUGAUUAGCUAACUCAACCCAGGUGUGUGUGCUCUCUCCACCAGCUGGUGCAGCCAAGAGCAAUCCGCCUCUCCAGCGGACUGAAUACUACACACCUCCACCUCGAGAAUUCAGUCGAAGGCUAAUUCGAUCUACGCCGAGACCGCUCCCUCUCGGGUUUCAGCACCAAAACAUCACGCACCACAACACACCCCUUUUGUUGACAGAAGCGUUGCACACAGGGAGAUACGGGAAUUCUGGAAUUUUAUUUAAAUGUUUAUUUAAUUUGUCGAGAGAGAGCGAUUUAAAACGGAAACAAAACAUCUUCACCCUUCACCCUCACGGGAUCCAGGUUAAAACAACGAAACAUUACAAACUAAAAUAACAAAGACAAAACAAAACAACCAGACUACAGCAGCUUUCCAGCUCCUUGGUGCCGCUAUCUCACGCAGUUUCCUCUCUCGGACUAUGGAUUCCCCGGUCACAGCCACCUACUGGGAAAAGAGUACAUUUUAAAUAUCCAGACUAAUUGCUAAUACACUCCAGGUGCGUGUAGCCACUGAACCAGUGGCUGAACCUGUGCCCUGAACCUGUCCCAGAAGCAUCAUACUUUGAACAUCAAUUUACACGUUCAUGGCAUGUUUUUGGAAUGCUCCCAGCUUUGGCCACAAUUCCUUAUACAGUAUGAACUGCUGUUCGGAAAAAACUGGCAGAUUACCGGCUCUGUUGCUCAUGUAGCUUGGUUGUAAAUUGGUUCCAAUGUUUGUCAGUGGGAUUUAAGUCUGGCCACAAGAAGUGAAUACAGUCUUAAAUACACACUGUUUGUUGGUAGGAAUGAAGCAGGUCAUGAUUUUCAAAGCAUUUUACUGAUGUGAACAAGAGAAUUUAAUAUUUUUAUGGCUGUUAUUUGUAACUACAAUUAAAGAAAGUUUAAGGUUUA